CGCGUUAGGUUUAAACGUUCUAGCUGUGACAUGUCAGUUCUGUGCAAAUGAUGCUGUGUGAAAGAGUGUGUAAAAGUUGAUGUGUAUUGUGUACAUUGUUAUCUUCACUUGUUGAAUAUCACAAACAAACAAAAUGAAUACCAGAGCAGCUUCUGCUAGUCAGAGAAUGGUCCUUCAGAGCAAUGCUGACAAUAUGGAUGCUAUAUCACAAGCCAAGGCACACCUGCAACAGAGGCCACAGACCGCCCAUGCUUUACAAAGGAACACACUUGGUGAUAUUGGGAAUAAAGUCUCAGCAAUCCAGAUAACGGAUGGAAACAAAAAAGGACCAAUAAAAAAAGAAAUUGUACAGAUUAACACCAGACCUCAAAAAGCAUUGACCAAAGCCAAAGCUACAUCAUCACUGCGGGCACUUGCAGAGGAACCGACUAAACCGGUUGUUUAUGAUGAUUUCCAAUUUGUUGAGCCAUCCAAGACCUCCACAGUGCCAACUGCCACAGUUCAUCCACUGCCUUCCGGACCUGCCCCUAUGGACAUCAGUGAUGCUGGCCCAGAAGCAUUUUCUAAAGCUUUGCUUAAUGUACAAGACAUUGAUGCUAAUGAUAAAGAAAACCCUCAACUAGUCAGCGAAUAUGUCAAUGAGAUCUAUGAAUACAUGCGGAUGCUUGAGACUCGAUUCCCAGUGCGACAAGGCUACCUUGACCAACAGGAGAUCACAGGGAAGAUGCGUGCAAUCUUGAUCGACUGGUUGUGCCAGGUCCACCACAGGUUUCACCUCCUCCAAGAAACUCUUUACCUCACUGUUAGCAUCAUUGACAGAUUCUUACAGGAACGUCCUGUGAGCAAAAACAAGCUACAGCUCGUGGGAGUCACUUCAAUGUUAAUAGCAUCAAAAUAUGAAGAAAUGUAUGCCCCUGAGGUUGCAGACUUUGUAUACAUCACAGACAAUGCCUACACCAAAAAGGAAAUUUUAGAAAUGGAGCAAACAAUUAUUAGAGCCUUAAACUUCAGUUUUGGAAAGCCAUUAUGUUUGCAUUUUCUUCGGAGGAAUUCCAAAGCAGGACAGGUUGACGCUAGUAAGCACACCCUUGCCAAGUACCUGAUGGAGCUGACUAUUGUAGAGUAUGACAUGGUGCAAUAUCUUCCCUCACAGAUAGCUGCAGCUUCCCUCUGUCUUUCUAUGAAGCUUCUGGAUGGUGGCAAAUGGACUGAGACAUUGGACCACUACAGCUCAUUCACUGAAGAGGACCUUUUGCCUACCAUGCAGAAACUGGCCACUCUAGUCAUCAAACAGGAGGACCCUAAACUCAAGCUCACUGCCAUUAAAUUGAAAUACUCUAGUUCCAAGUUUAUGAAGAUAAGCAGUAUAGCAGCAUUAAAAUCUCCACUAGUGCAGGAGUUGGCCUCAAACAGUUCUUGAUGGCAUAGUCCUCAUAUAGCCAAGCUCAACUUGUGAUAUUAUCUGUAUGAUCUUACUGUCUGUGAUCAUUGUCUGGCCAGACCGCCAUUCCAGUUAUUUAUUUUGUUGAUGGGUAGAUAAUCAUAAAACUAAGUUAGUGAUUUGUGUGAAAUGUGAUGCACUUGGAAAAAUGACGGCCAUCGGCUGAAAUGUCCAAACAAAUACAGAUGUUAGGUUGAAGUGACAUUGCAUUUAGCUGCUCAAGGAUUUCAUAUUUAUUGCAAAGUGUUGUAGUACAGAACAAAACAAAAAAAUAGAAAAAGUAAAAAAUUAAACUGCAUAAAUUAUUCAGAUCCUAAUUUUUUAACUGACAAAUCUUAGAUAUUAGAAAUAUUCCGUCCAAAAUUUUACAUAGAUCUGAAUAUUUUAUCAGCAUUUUGGUGUUGCUUUUGGUUACGAAGCAGGGUAGCAUGUUUUUAAAAAUCCCCUAUAGUGCUACUGUAGAAAAUUGAAUCAAAUUUUAUAACCACUUGACCAAAUUAACACUUGUCAACAAAUCAUAUUCUCCCUGCUUGGUACUUUGUGUGUGCCAUAACGUUUCGUAGUUCUGUUGUAAGAAUUUAUGCGACUUGUGGAUGCAAUCAUGAAUAUGCCUUUGGACAUUGUAGGCACAUACAAAUCAUGUACAACAGUUUUUAGCCUUAGUUUGGUAAAAGGGGUGCUAAAUUUUUUUGGGAAAUGAACACCUGCACAUGUCCAAGGCUAACUAACAUUUGUGGUAAUCAUGUUUCUAGUGUAUGGUCCUGAAACCCCCUUAUAUACAACAAUCUUUUAACUAUUGUUUUUUUAUUGAACAUGUACCCGCAUUUGUAGAAAAUGUAUGUUUCCGUUUGUUGUAUAUAAUGAUGGUUUUCAGUGGCUCUGCACAUGAUUUCAGUAGCAUUUAGAGUAGUUUUGUAGGCUUUUAGACUAUUGUAUAUUCUUGUAUAUAUUUAUAUUUUACGAAAUAAAAGAUGAU
Molecule: messenger RNA, 2417 nt
Organism: Mya arenaria
Lineage: Eukaryota; Metazoa; Mollusca; Bivalvia; Myida; Myidae
Product: G2/mitotic-specific cyclin-B-like
Exons: 8
Coding region: 134-1420 (428 amino acids)
Biological process (GO): mitotic cell cycle phase transition; regulation of cyclin-dependent protein serine/threonine kinase activity
Cellular component (GO): cyclin-dependent protein kinase holoenzyme complex; nucleus; cytoplasm
Molecular function (GO): cyclin-dependent protein serine/threonine kinase regulator activity
Source: RefSeq, a predicted model, not a curated record